GUCCCCGCAGCGCCGGUAGUGGUGCUGUGAGUCUGCCGAGCACUGAACUCUAAACCCCCGCAGAUCUGUUCAAUGAGAGCAGACGAUAACAUAAUAUUGAAAGUACAUUAGUGAUCGCUUUAACGGUUCACCACCUCAACAGGGAAUAAUAUUACGUAGCAUAAGGAAUUCCGAUGAAUAUUCGGUGCAGUUGAUGAUCUGUGGCGUUUAUACAGUCUGUCCGGAGUGAGACCCCGUAGAGGCUGAACCCACUGCAGCUGAUGUUCUCAGGGACCAGAGUCACGUGAUGUACGAAGGUAAACACAUCCAUUUCUCAGAGGUGGAUAAUAAGCCGCUGUGCUCCUACAGCCCCAAACUCUGCAAGCAGCGCAGAUUGAACGGAUACGCCUUCUGCAUUCGUCAUGUUCUGGAGGACAAAACCGCUCCGUUUAAACAGUGCGAAUAUGUGGCCAAGUAUAACAGUCAGCGAUGCACCAACCCAAUCCCCAAAGCAGAAGAGCGAAGAUACUGUAACAGCCACCUACAGGUGCUUGGCUUCAUCCCGAAGAAGGAGCGUAAAAAGAAGCAGGAUGCUCUGGAGGAGGUUCGUGCCCGUGCUCACGUGGAGUCUGUCGCUCUGAACAUCACCGUUCCCUCUCUGGCUCUGAGAGACACUAAUGGGUUGGAUGGCCUCCCUCCGUCUCCGCCCUGCUCCCGUCUGACCCCGAUGCCUCUCUCGGACUCUGAUCUCCUUGACCCCUUUGCCUUCUAUGAGGAGGACACGGACGGAGAGGAAAGCGUGGUACAGAAGAGCUCCAGCAAGCGGAAGCCACCCAGCAGGCCAGUGAUUGGCCUGAGGGUGACAGCUCGGGACCCAGAACACCAUCAGCCGGAUAUUGAGCACUUUAGCGCCGUCACUGAACCCUGCACACUCCCAGCCUCCACACCACACCUACCACAACCACCUCCACCACCGGCUCCACCUCCGCCUCAACCCUCAGCGAGGCUUGUCCAGCCCCCUCAACGUACAGAUCGGCCCGCUUACGCCCAACAUGGGGCAGUGCAGACUCUGCUAUGCAAGCCAGCUCCACCUCAGAGUGGGCCCUCUGUUUUAACUGGUCUGCUCCCGUCUGCUGGAGUUCAGAACCAGCCUGUUAGCCGGAGACCUGUCCCUGCUGCAUCCCCUCGCCCACCUGCUGCCCAGGACUGCCCACAGCCCCGUGCCGUGGCCAUGCGCCCCAAUGCCUUUACAGCACCCCCUGUCUGCCUGCUCAGACUGCAGCACCUUGUGCAGCUCUACACUCAGAGACAGAGAGAACACGGAGACCUGUUCCCACAUCUUGGGCUAGACUGGUCUGAGGACAGUACAGAUGAUGAAGAUUCAGAGGAGAUUGUUCCUUUAUUGCCUCAGGCCUGGAGACUUCAGGAAAGAAGCUCACAUCAAAGCUCCUCCAAUGAAAAGCCGCUUUCCCGGCGGGCACGUCUGGCACAGCUAUGUACAUACCUACAGGAGAGGUAUAAACACCUGUGUCGACAGGACAGGGCAGCCACCCGUCACAGCAGAUACCGAUACGCCUUCCGGAAAGCUCUGCUCCAUGCUGCAAGCAAAGACCCAGACUGCACUGCACAGCUCAUUCAGAAACUCAGCAAAAGCUCACAGACCUCAACCUGUUCAAGGUCUGCAGUACCACACAAGUAUGAAAGGACAAUGUGUACAGGAACCACGAAGGGUCAAAGCUGCAGCAACAUAGCUUUGCCAUUUUCACGUCACUGUUUUCAACAUAUCCUGUUGAAUCGCUCUCAGCAGCUGUUCUCCAGUUGCACGGCACGGUUCGCUGAUGGACAGCAGUGCUCCGUUCCUGUGUUUGACAUCACGCACCAGACACCUCUUUGUGACGAACAUGCCAAGAAAAUGGAUAAUUUCCUGCGCGGGGAUGGCAACAGACGCAGUCAGCAGCAGCAGCAGCAGCAGCUGCGGCGCCCACGUAAGAAGACCAAACCGCCUGCACUGACAAAGAAACACAAAAAGAAAAGAAGACGAGGUCCACGCAGACCGCAGAAGCCCAUUCCUCCCGCUGUGCCACAGGGCAACUUGCUAAUGCCCUCCCUCUCACUCCCCACUCACCACGCCCAUGUCAGCAGGAGUCCGUCGACCCCUGAACUCAGCGCAGAUGAGCUUCCUGACGACAUCACAAAUGAAAUGCCUGACAUUCCCAAUGAUCUUGAGCUGAAUCAGGAAGAUUUCUCUGAUGUGCUGCCCAGACUCCCCGAUGAUCUUCAGGAUUUCGACCUUUUUGAGGGUAAGAAUGGAGAGUUGUUGCCCACCACAGAGGAGGCAGAGGAGCUGGUCAGAGCCCUGCAGGCCAUGGGGUCAUAUCCUGACUCCCUGGUGUGUUUGUCCUCAAUGGCCGAACUGACACCAGCAGACGGGGUAGACCACAGAACCAUGGCUGUGUUCUCGGGAUCAGGGGUCACAGCGACUGGCAUCGGAGACCUUCUAAACGGCCGAAUGGCUUCUGAGACUUUUCCCAAUCUAGAGCUGGAGGGAAACCUCCUCCACACCCCGACAGACCAUCAUUUCCCAACGUCCCCUUCUCCCCAGCCAAACCAGAGCAACGCCACCACACCCUCUACAAAUCCCAAUGGUGGGUUAACAGAACGAACGUUUUCCCGAGCUCCCAAACCGGACUCGUCCCCACCAGGUAGUCAUUACAGCAGCGAGCAUGUGCCAUCGGCCUACAGGGAUCAUAUCUCACCCCCACAUGGUGCCUCUUAUCAAACCGACCCGCCUCUCUUGCUGGAGGUGCCUUUGAGUGGAGCGCCCGGGCCUCCACGCACCUCCUGGAAUAACCUCCCGCUUUCGCUCACAGACCCGGCACAGUUCGGUAACCUACUCACUGCUGAAACUCACCUGCUCUCCACUGCUCUGUCCACCCCGCCCUCCACGUCCCACUCCACAAUCCUGCAGCCCACUGCUGCUCUCUCCGCUCUACCCCAACCGGGCCUGACUGGCCUCACCUCACCCUCAUCCUCGCCCUCUUCACGGGACCUUCUCACCCAAACCCAACCUAAACUACAACUCCCACAGUUUAGUGCAGCCUUCGGCCACCAACUGGCUUCCCACAGUGGGAUCCCCAAAGACCUGCAGCCCAGCCAUAGCUCAACAGCGCCACCUACAGGCUUUACCAUCACUAGUGCCACUGCUGCCACUCCCCCGUUCCCUCAGAGCAACUGAGUCUGGUUAGAGAGACCACCCCAUCUCACAUUUUAAAGGGAUAGUUCACUUAAAAAUGAAAACUGUCAUAAUUUACUCACCCUCCUUGGAACAAGAAAGGAGAAAUUCUGAACAAUGUUCACUUUCUGCUCUUUAAAAAAAAAAAAAAAAAGUAGUGAACAAGGGCUGUCAAGCUCCAAAUCGGCACUCUAAAUUUCUACACAUUUAAACUGGUGUGUAACAAUCGGUUAUGGCGUAUGAUAACCAGGAUUGUUUAGCAAUAUCUUUGCGUGGCAUAUUUACCUGUUUACACAUGACUUUUGACAGCUGCAAGACUUUGAGUGAGUAAAGGCCUGUUCACACCAAGGCAGAUGUUUAGUAAACAUUUUAAUUUGAAUGAAUGGCUGUUAAUGCAUCUGUUCAGACCGACACAAAUAUUCGCACAUCGUGAGUGCUAAUUUGGCAAACUACAAAGAAAACUGGCAGACCUGUAGUUUGCAAUUUUGAUCACAAAAAGUCAUUGCGUAAAACUAUGAUGUGAUGACGCUUACUAAUAUUAUUUUGUGAUCAAAGUGACAGUAAUUGGCAGAGGAAGAAUUCUUUGUGAUAAGUGGGUGUCAGAAGUGGAAAUUAGCACAGUGCUCAUCUGUACUGCUGUACUUCUGUUUUUCAGUAAGCGCCACCUACUAUCAUGGAGUAAAUUUGCAUUUUCAUUCAACACAUCUGCCUUUUUUCCCCAUUGGUCUUAACAGAAAAUCAAAUGUUUGUAAACAGGCCUUUAAUUACUUAAAUUUCAGUCAGUUCCUAACACAAAGCUAUCGUAUGUCUUCAGAAGACUUGGAAUAAAGUGCACAAAUCAUAUGGACCUUUUUUAUGAAGCUUUCAUGUCCAAUCAUUUUAAUUGCAUGAAGAAGAGCAGCCUGAACAUUCUUGAAAACGUCUCCUUUUGUGUUCUUCAGAAGAAAGUAUGGGUUUAAGGGUUUCUCUUUUGGGUGAACUAACUUUUGAAUUUCCAUCACCAACCAUAGAUCAGCAGCAGAUUUGAAUCUUUCUGUACACGUAUCUCUGCUUGGUCUGUCAGCAGUGUCCAUCCUCUGUUUGUUAUUUUGGUUAUGUUCUAUCCUCACAUGCCCCUUUUCCAUUAAAUGGUGCUAGUGCAGGAGCCAGUGAUCUGUGGAGCUGUCUCAGAGCCAACCCAUAUUUCUUGAGAGCCAAACAAUGAUUUAACUGAAAACAUUACUACAUUACCUGAUCAUGUGCAUUACAGUCUUAGUUUAUUCCAGUUUUUGAGAACCUAUUUUCAUUGAAUUAUCAUAAGAACAAUCAUGAUUCACACAUAUGAUAUUUGUAAAUAAAUCAUUAUUUCAGACAGACAGGGACUAUCAUGUUGCUGGAGAAGCUGUGCAGCACGAUUAAAAAUAGAAAUGCUAACUGAGGUUGUGUGCAACAUAUAUUUUUACGUUAUAUAGGACUCUUUUACCAUCCAGUGACUCUAAUGUUACUAGAUCUUUGAGAUCUGCAGGUUUAGGAGCUAAGACACAAACCCACCCUUUUUCAGUGGAAACGUGGAAAAUGGUACCAGGCACCAGCACCGUGUCAGUGGAAAAGGGGUGAUGGUCUGUUGUACUAAGGCUAGUGAAUCAUAUUCUUGUCAUAUUACUUGUUCCAUUCGUAUAAUAUUCCUUAAAUGAGAGUAGCAGGCUGUUGGUUGGCUUGUGUCCUGUAGAGUGCUUGUGAGAGGAAUGUGCUGGUGUGUGUUGGCUGGAAAAAGAGCAGGGCAAGACUCUUGUUUAUACUUGGUAUUAGCAUCAGUCUUGGGUAAUCUAAUCACAAGUAGUCAGCUGAGGAAUAAUCAUUUACACAUGGUGUUAACGUGCAUUGCCUUUGACCUUAUGUCCACUUAUGACAGGUUUUUGUUGAGGUGAGAUAAUGUGAUUUCAGUAGUGUCAUCUGUGAGUCACUGCGUGUUGACUGCAUUGCCACACUCGUGCCCUCAUAUUUGAACUUGAUUGUUGAUAUGAGAAAUUUACGAUUUACACAAUUUACGCAAGAUCUUGUGCUUUAUUUUUGAGCAAGCUGUCACUCACAUGAGAUUGGAGCAAUUAGCAAAUGACAACGAUCCAGUCAGUUCCUGAUUGACAAAAUAAAGUCCAGCUCUACGUUUUUUCUCAUUCAAGAAGCCGUCAUUCUGAUAUACGUCACAAUAGAGAAGAAAAUCUGGUUGCAAUGAGGUCAGCUUUCUAGUUGUACAUAGCUUGCAAAAUGUAUUAAAUGAGAAGGUGGUCCAGGAUGCAUUAGUGUAAUGCGAUGUGGCAUCUCUGAAAGUGUGAUUGGAUCACCCAAGAUGCAUACCAAGUAUUAAAAACCAAUAAACCAUAAAUGUCAACACUGUCAUAGUGGCACUGAAGUUGUACAACUUUCAGCCUGAUCUCAGACAGUAGCCCAGAAUGAACUCCAGCACAGCCAACAUCACUCCUGUCAUUCAGCAGUCUGUCUCUAUAUAACAGGACCGGUCUAAACUUGAUGUGGCCUCGAGAGAAUCCACCAUACGACUUGUAAUCAGGACACAAAUCUGUAUGACUGAACAGUACGAUUCAUUGUUGGGUCUUUGCACAUGCUCAGUGGACCAGGCCUGGACUGCUCACAUCACAAGGUUAAUUAAAGCAAUAAUCUCCUCAGCAGAGUCUCUCAUACCAGUCUUCAGGUGCGGCUCACUCCCAGCAGCCUCAGUGACAAACAGCUGGAUCUCAUUCUCCUUAAACAGUUUUUCAUUGAUGGCUUAACUGUUUGAUUCACGGCAAAGAUCUCAACUUUGCUAAUCUUGUAGAAACACUGACAUGGAACUCUUUCAGCGAAGAGUAAACAGAACAAUGACACUUUGAGGUGAUAUUUUGCCAAAUACAUGGGUUCAAAUGUUUGUUCUUCUUCAUGGUGCUUAAUCAGUUUAGGACCUCGUUUGGUCUUUCUAAUACAAGAGCCCUUGGUGGCAAGGUUUCCGAGUACAGCAGAGCUGGCAGAUGGAAGGAAUGGGUGGCGGGAGAGUUGAUGUCAACUGAAAUAACCCUGCGUUUGUUUUGUGGACAUUUGGUGCAAUUUCUAUGGAGAAUGGUUUGUGCAACCUGAUGGUUCUUCUCCAGACUUCCACAGAAGUGUCAGGUUCAAACUCAGCCAUUUUUAGUCACCGUCAGUCAGCCUUAUGCCACGUGGGACCAAUGUUCCCUGCAGAUUUAGUUUUCUCUUUUGAAGUUAAGACAGCAAAACCAAGGUUUUUGGUAGAUUUUAGACACUGAACGAUUAUCUUAUAUAUUAAGUAUUAAAUAUAUUUAUAGAAUAGAAUCCUCUAGAUUGGGUUUUAUUGGUUGAAUUGAAAUCUGAAAGAGAACUAGUCAUUUGCAACAUACUUGGUGGAACCAAUGCAUUUAGUGGCAUAAUGUUUGGUAGUUUUAAUGGCUAUCAAAAUUCUCGUGAUUAAUCAUUUUUUAUUGAUUGAUGUUGUGUAUCUGUGUCAUUUCUUUGGACGAAGAGACUGUGAUCAUGUGCAACAGUAUUUUUCAUAGCUAUUAAAAAAAAAUAACAGUCAGUGGUCGCUGAAAGACGUAAAACCACAGCCGUGGCCCUUAUGCACUUAAUCUAAUCCAAUCUCACUAGUCAGAAAAGAAAAAAAAUAGUGGGUCUCAUUCAUGAAAAACCAGGAGAACGAAACUUGUGUAAAAUCAUUUGAUGGAAUUACAUUUAAUAAUUUCUAAAAACCAGUGACAGUUUAUGCAAGAAUGGUUUUAGAAAAGAUUCAGUUCAUUCUUGCAUAAACUGUCGCAUUGAAUAGAACAGUUCAUAAAACUGCCAUUACAUCAUUUUCACACUGAAUGGAAUCGUUUGUAAAACCGGUUUAAAACCACUCCGAUUGAAUCAUUUGUAGAAUCAUUCUUGUAUAAGUUGUGACAUUACAUUGAAUGCAACAGCUUACGUAAUAAUGGUUUUAUGAUGAUUUACACACAUUCGUUCUGCUCUGUUUCAUGAAAGAGGUCAUUUGUGUGGCACAAUGAUCACAGGCAUACUGGAGCCGUUUCUUCAUUUGGAGGCAUCCUCAAGUCAAUCUCUAGAUUCGUUUGUAGUGACAAAACAUUGUUCGUUUUCUAGGUCAUCACCCUUUAACCUCCUGUGUACCACAGGUUCUAAAUGACUUUUCUGUCACUUGUGCAAAAGCCUGCUACUUGUGAACAAGAGUCGUCUUUGUUUAUUCUCCCCACCAAUGUUCAUCAGUUGUGGCAAAAGCUGAAAUGUUGUGUGCAGUCCAAGUUUUUACUGUGUUACUACUGUGUGUCCUGUGCGAAUGACAGCAGGUCCGCUGCACAGAGAAACCCCCAGACAAAAGUCGCUUGCACUCUGCGUUAAGAUGGCUGACUGAUUCCUAUACUCACUGAAUGUACUGUAGAACUGUUUUUAAAACUCAUAGGAUAAUCUAGUCACCUUUUGUUAUUGGUCUUUAAUUUGUCUAAGGUAUUUUUUUGUAUACAAAAGUUUACAUUUUUAUGUAUAUUUUUCUCGUGUAAAAAUUAUGUAAUAUGUGUAUAAACAUUGUAUGUAAUAUCUGUAUAUAGAGUGACAAAUUUUGAUCUUGUUUUUGGAUGUAAGAAUUAAAAUUGUGUGAAUUUG
Messenger RNA from Onychostoma macrolepis, 7846 nucleotides. RefSeq names its product INO80 complex subunit Da (gene ino80da). The coding region runs from base 287 to 3214 and encodes 975 amino acids. Gene Ontology annotation, cellular component: nucleus. The transcript has 10 exons. The record is from RefSeq and is a predicted model, not a curated record. NCBI's taxonomy places the organism in Eukaryota, Metazoa, Chordata, Actinopteri, Cypriniformes, Cyprinidae.